This is a messenger RNA of Manis javanica (Malayan pangolin), 568 nucleotides long. The record is from RefSeq and is a predicted model, not a curated record. NCBI's taxonomy places the organism in Eukaryota, Metazoa, Chordata, Mammalia, Pholidota, Manidae.
CGACAGCCUACCAGCUCCACGCAACACCACACCUUGCUCUUUCCUGUUCAUGCCUGAAGACUCCAAGGACACGGUAGCCUAUAUCCCAUUACCAAAAUGGCGAAAGAAGAGGUAUUCUUGUUAGGGCCUGCAGUACGCCGGCGCAAGGCCGAAAGGCGGGGCUUCGGCCCUCCAGACGAAUGCCAGCGCGGCUGCGCGCCGGGGGGUAUGCCCUCACUGCGGCUGCGCGGGAGCCCGGCCGCCGGCUGUCACUGCGGUUGCGCGCGGCGACGGCGAUCCCGGGGCGCCUGCGCGGGUGGCUUUGCGGGCGCUCGCGGUAAGUUUGCGCCAAGUGCGCGGCAGCCGGGACGCAGACGGCGGCGGCGGCGAGAGGCGGAGCCCGGGGACCACCCCCCACCACCCUCCCCGCAGUCACCUCACGUACCACAACCUCACCUAACCUCUUACCCCCCCUCCGAUACCCCCAACCCCGGGAUGGCAGCGCCCUCCAGCCUUCCUGGCCGGACCAGCGGUCGCCAGAGCCGGCUUUAGCCUGUGGGACUAGGCCCCGCCGAGGCCUGACCCCCGG